Messenger RNA from Alligator sinensis (Chinese alligator), 3978 nucleotides. RefSeq names its product CAP-Gly domain containing linker protein family member 4 (gene CLIP4). Gene Ontology annotation, molecular function: microtubule plus-end binding. Gene Ontology annotation, cellular component: nucleus; cytoplasm; microtubule plus-end. The record is from RefSeq and is a predicted model, not a curated record. Gene Ontology annotation, biological process: cytoplasmic microtubule organization. NCBI's taxonomy places the organism in Eukaryota, Metazoa, Chordata, Crocodylia, Alligatoridae. The coding region runs from base 181 to 2427 and encodes 748 amino acids. The transcript is spliced from 19 exons.
CUGAGCGGAACACUGUUUUUCGGGGCAAAAGCUGAAACUUCAGUUUUGCCUGUGACCUCUGCAGUGGGUUUGCUAGGCGGAGAUGGAGGUUUGGCUUCAAAUAAAGAAGAGACUGGUGUAAGGCUUGGAAAGUUGGCUGGCAAUACUGGACAUUACAUCACCACAGUGGCUUGCUAGAAGAUGACCAUAGAAGAUCUUCCAGAGCCUUCCUUAGAAGGAGAUUCUUUGAAUCGGAGAAAUCCAUUUUUGUUCCCUGGCUCAGAAUCAUCAGUUACUUUUUCAGUUGCUGCAGCACCAAUGCCUUCAGACUGUGAGUUCUCCUUCUUUGAUCCUAAUGAUGCAGCAUGCCAAGAAAUUCUUUUCAACCCCAAAACAUCAGUUUCUGAAUUGUUUGCCAUCUUAAGGCAAUGGGUCCCACAGGUCCAGCAGAACAUUGAUAUCAUUGGGAAUGAGAUCCUUAAGAGAGGCUGCACUGUGAAUGACAGAGAUGGACUGACUGAUAUGACUCUCUUACAUUAUACCUGUAAAUCUGGGGCUCAUGGUAUUGGUGAUGUUGAGACUGCUGUGAAAUUUGCUUCUCAACUUAUUGAUCUGGGUGCAGAUAUCAGUUUGCGUAGCCGUUGGACAAAUAUGAAUGCUUUGCAUUAUGCUGCCUACUUUGAUGUUCCGGAGCUCAUUAGUAUCAUUUUGAAAAAUGCGAAGCCAAAAGAUGUAGAUGCCACCUGCAGUGACUUCGAUUUUGGAACAGCUUUGCAUAUUGCUGCAUUUAACCUGUGCACAGGAGCUGUCAAGUGUUUACUGGAACAUGGAGCAAAUCCUGCCUUCAGGAAUGACAAAGGCCAGAUUCCAGCAGAUGUGGUUCCUGAUCCAGUGGAUAUGCCAUUGGAGAUGGCAGAUGCAGCAGCCAGUGCAAAAGAAAUCAAACAGAUGCUGUUGGAUGCAGUGCCUUUAUCAUGUGACAUCUCCAAGGCCAUGCUUCCAAACUACGAUCAUGUCACUGGCAAAGCCAUGCUUAUGUCGCUUGGACUGAAACUGGGAGAUCGUGUUAUCAUUGCAGGACAGAAGGUUGGUACAUUAAGAUUUUGUGGUACAACAGAAUUUGCCAGUGGACAGUGGGCUGGCAUAGAACUGAAUGAACCAGAAGGAAAGAACAAUGGAAGUGUUGGAAAAAUCCAGUAUUUCAAGUGUGCAGCAAAAUGUGGCAUCUUUGCACCCCUUUCUAAAAUAAGUAAGGCUUCAGAUCACAAGAAGAAUCCUGUAAGAAGUCCUUCCACACAAUCUUCACCUUUGGUCAAAUCCAAGAAAAUUGAUGUAACACGCAUAACUUCUAAGGUGAAUACUGGUUUAGCUGCAUUAAAAAAAGAUAAUGGUUCUGAAUCUAACUUUUUGGCUACUGAAGGAAUAAAAGCAAUGUCUGGGAAAGGAGCUUUUUCUGGCUCCAGUAGCUCUUCUUCUACUACUUCUUUAGAGACUAAACAUAAUCAUCUCCCAAAAAGGAGUUCAACCAACAGUAAUAAGAAGGCAGCGACUAAAGUAACUUCCAUCUCAUCUAAAACCAGUACUGGAUUGAAUAAUGCUUCUCCAGCUACAAGAAAAAACCCUUUUGAUGAAGGAGAAAUUCAGCUUGGAGACAGGGUGCUGGUAGUUGGACAGAGAACUGGCACUGUUAGAUUCUAUGGGUCAACAAAGUUUGCGCCAGAAUAUUUCUUGAAAUUGCAGCUGCAUGGAGAAGGAAUUGCUUCCUCUGUAUUUGUGAUUAUUGACUCAAAUCAAAGAGAUCGCAUCCAGAAAAAGGAAAAUCUUAUUUCUUGGUUUGGUGAAAAUCCUCUUAUUUAUAAAUUAGGGUUUUGGUGUGGUAUUGAACUGGACAAACCUCAUGGCAAGAAUGAUGGUUCAGUUGGAGGGGUGCAGUACUUUAGCUGCCUCCCUAGAUACGGCAUAUUUGCACCACCAUCUCGUGUGCAGAGAUUAACAGGUUCCCUAGACUCCCUCACAGAAACUUCCUCAGGUAAAAUGAAUCAGUCUUUCCCAGGUUUUAAACGAAGUUUGAGUACAACUUCUGCAUCUUCUCAAAAGGAAAUGAACAGGAGGCAUACCUUUGUCAGAUCUAAGAGCUCUGUGCUUCGGCGCAGCUGGAGUAACACCACUACAGCUAACACUGAGGGACCGGUGAAGCUACACGAGGGUUCUCAGGUCCUUCUAACCAGCUCUAAUGAGAUGGGCACUAUUAGGUACAUUGGUCCUACUGACUUUGCACCAGGGAUAUGGCUUGGACUUGAACUCAGAAGUGCCAAGGGGAAGAAUGAUGGAACUGUGGGUGAGAAGCGGUAUUUCACUUGCAAGCCAAACCAUGGAGUCUUAGUUCGACCUAGUAGAGUAACAUAUCGUGGGAUUAAUGGGGCAAAACUUGUGGAUGAUAUUUGCUGACCCUAAAUGCAUACAACAAGUGAGCCAAGUGCUGAUGCAGUGGAGUAGAAGGAUUAAAGCACUCAAAAGAACCCCAAACUUGUCUGCAUGGACCGCUGGCUUUUUUUUAUCUUCAGAGUUAAACCUGUAUUUUUGCAAUUCAUGCCAAUAUCCUUAGGCUCUAAGUAGUCACACCAAGGAGUGAAAUUAAUAUUUCAUUUCAUGCAUUUGAAACCGUCCUUGCUUUGGGAAUAUAUUGUAAAACUGUCUUAGGUCUGAGAUGCCAUAUUUGAAUAAUAUUCAAAGAUAAAGGCAUAUCUGAUGCUUGAUGAAAUCACAAAGCUUUAGAGAGCAUGUUACUUUUUUCCAACUACUAAUGAGCUUGAUAAUGCUUUAUAUACUGCUUUUUGUGACAGAGGAGUUUACUAACAAGUGACAUUAGUCCGUUUACUAGACACUUUGUCCAUUGCUGCACCAGCUGGUAGCAAUAAGCAGGAAAAAAGAAAUUACUUUUUUCCCCAAAUUGGCUGUGAAGCAGUUUAGUAUUUUAUCAUUCAGAAAAAUUCUACCCUUUGAAAGGGUGUAUGGGUUGAUGGCAAAAGAAGGUAAAUGGAAGAAUUUACUGCUACAGUGGUAUGGAACUAAAAAUCGCCAAUUUACCAUGUUUCAGGUUUGUAGUAAAGCACUUUUCAUCGUAGGCUUUUGUGAAAAGACAGUAAAAACAUGCAAGAAGCACUUUUUAAAAUAUAAUGCACUUUUCCUCUCCCCUCUGGAGAGCUAUCCCCCAUUUCUUGAAGAAUUUCUUUUUCGCUGCAAGCUAACAUUUUUAAUGAAUAUGAAACUAAGGUUGGAUCAUAUAUAGUACCUGCAUUAUAAAUAUUAAGUCUUUAUAGUCUGUGCUGUGCAGAACUUACAUAUAUAUCUGUUUUAAAGCAAGCUUGUCACUUUUUAUUGGUUUGUACCACGUCCAUCAGAACAGGUCCUUUUUUUCCUACAUUUGCCAUUUUUAUAUUUCUAAUUUGUCUCUAAAUGUAUAAGUAUUGGUUAAAUUUAGUAUCUCUUUAGAUACAAUACUGAAACUCUUAUUUUAUUUUAAUGCAAUAUGGUCUUUUAAACAACUGAAUAAGAAUGUGUCUGUCUCUUUAAAUAAGUUUUUUUUUUUUUAAACUGUUUGGCAUACAUUAACAGUAUUUCACUACAGGUAUUCAGGAGCAUAAAUAUCCCAGAAACAGUAAUUUAGCACAGGACUGUCUUCUGAAUGAACUGUUUGUUUGAAUGUCACUUACAUGAAAAGCAUAACACAGUAUCCCAUCUUUAGGCUGAAUUCUGCAGUUUAUACAAAGUAUGUGAUAUUUUAAAUAUUGUUAUAGUUAUUUUUUUCUGAACUGUAUUAAGAUUGCAUAUUAAUUCUAACUUAUGGAAAUUUUUAAUAGAAGAUAAUUGUAAAUAUUGAAUGUAAACAUUUUAUAAAACCAUCUAAAUUAUUGCUUUAUUGUUUGAAGACAGUUGCGGUGUCUAACAGCUGUUUCCUUUGUGUUUUUUUCCUGCCAUUAGUAAAAUCAAAUAUCAGUG